Trematosphaeria pertusa is the source of this 2240-nucleotide messenger RNA. RefSeq lists its product as uncharacterized. Gene Ontology annotation, cellular component: SAGA complex. The transcript has 2 exons. The record is from RefSeq and is a predicted model, not a curated record. Gene Ontology annotation, biological process: regulation of transcription by RNA polymerase II. The coding region runs from base 254 to 2140 and encodes 628 amino acids. NCBI's taxonomy places the organism in Eukaryota, Fungi, Ascomycota, Dothideomycetes, Pleosporales, Trematosphaeriaceae. Gene Ontology annotation, molecular function: transcription coactivator activity.
GGCCAUGCGCGUCCAUGGCCCCUUCCCAGCGUCUCCGCGAGUGAAUGCCGUCGCCAACAUCCGCACCGCCCAACGCGCAUCCACCGCAGCACGCAAGACCUCAACGCUCGCUGCUGCAGCCGUGUACUCUUGUAUUUCCGCUUGUAAUUGUGUCGUCUCCCGGCUGCCGGCGACAAGCGCCGCCCUCCCAUGACCGCGAUCCUGCCUCCGACCCCACCGCAUUCCUCACGUCGCGCCGCCCCAAUACGUCGAUAUGUCGAAGAACACCAGCAGCAAGGGGAAAGCAAAGCCUGGUUCUAAGAUUGCUGGCGCGCCACGAAGCCGGAACACCACGCCGAUGCCCCAUGUGCGCGCUUCUGUCGAGCCGUCAUCCACGACCGCAUCCUAUUUCAGCAAACCCUUGACCGCCCUCUCCAAGCCAUGUGAUGUCACCGUUGAAGAGAUCCUAGACCGCGGAGGGCCCGGCACCCAACAGGUACCCUCUGCCCACGCUCUGAUCAGCAUGAGGGAAUCGAUAGAGAAUAGAGUCUUAGCCAACGUCCAGAAGCGCUGUGACGUGUCCAAUGCGGCGCUGAGGGAGCUGCAGAGCCUCAAGAAGAACCGGCCUUCGCAUGAGCGAGAGAGGGAGAGGCCGGACCACAAGGAGUCUGAGGAGCGAAAGCACAAAGUGAAGAAGAUAGGUAAGAAAUGGGCGCCUGACGAUGACCGCCCGCUUGCAGUAGGCGCUCAUGGCGUUGCCAGGCAAGAUGGCGUCGACGUCCACAAAGAUAAUUCCUCGACAAUAUCCUCGCCCAUAUCCCAGGCGCCGCCCUCUGCAACCGGCACUGGCCCCGCAGAUGCGCCUUCACCUAGCAUCUCUGAGGCGUCCCACCAGCCUCCACCCGCGCCCACGAUUCCUCAAUUCCAGACCUUCGGCGCCGAUCCCUCCAAAUUCGACGACCCAACCAUCUAUCACAUCCGCGACAUCACACCCGGCAUGACAGAGGAGGAAAUCAAGGAGAUAUACUGUGUUGCCGAAUAUCCCUGCGACGAUCUUAAAGACUACACCGCCGGCACGCCUCCAGACAAAGACUUCUCCAACGCAAAGCCAGCAUCUCAGGUGAAUGCUACCGUCUUUGCAAACUACGUCGAGCCCUAUAUACGGCCCUUGACCGAGGAGGACGUAGCAUUCCUCAAGGAGAGGGGAGAUCGAGUCGGCCCCUUUGUCCUCCCUCGCCGUGGAAACAGACACUACAAGGAAAUAUGGGCAGAAGAAGAUGGCCAGAUGCACAUCGACACGAACAACCACCUCCCCCCGAACGAAGCGCGAGGGUCGUACGAAGACAUGGCAGAUGACCUCCUAGAAACGGACCAUGUCUCCGCUGGGCCCUUGCUCCAAAGACUACUUCAGACACUGCGCCCUGAAGGUCGCGGUAACUCGAGCAGCUCCAACGAAGCGAACGGAGUCAAUGGCGACGCGAUGGACAUUGAUGAAGGUGCCGGCGCACCGGCUGACACCACGAACAGCAACUCUUUGCCCGCAGCAGCCCAGCUCCCGGAAUUCUUGCAACCGGGUUGGAAGGCGCCGCCAGCGAACGGAAGGACAGACUACGCAUCUCUCGAAGACCGCAUGCUCAUGGAGCUCAAACACUAUGGCAUGCUCUCCGACGCGGACACAGAAACAGCAGCGUACGACUCCCACUUCGACGACGAAGUAGCCGCCCGCCUCCGCUUCCUGCAGAACGAACUCCGAAAACAGUCCAUCGUAAACGGGGCGAGGAAACAGCGACUCUUGGAGCUCACAGAAGAACGUAUAGCCCAGCAAGAAUACAACACCAUCGCGGACGAUCUAGAUAACCAGCUCAACGCUGCGUAUCUCAAGCGGAACCGCAACAUCGGCAAGGGCAAGAAGCAGACCAAACGACCUGGUGGUGCCGGUGGUGGCAGCCAUCCCGUACCAAACGCAGGUAUCAGCAGGCCAGGUGUCGGUGAGCCCAUCAGGACCCUUAUGGAGAGGAAGACCCAGUGGAAUCAGACAAUAGGACCUGUCGUUAACUUCGGGAAGACGGGUCUGCCUUCCGAGACAAUCUUCCCGGAGGAGAAGAUGAAGGAGCUAGAGAAUAAGGAGGUCGAGAUCUGGAACAACGAGACGGAGGAGUAGGCUGUGAGGUCUCACUCCGCCGUAGCAAAACUUCUUAGGCGUACUUGUUGGGAUUACGAAAUAAACAGGGUCGCAUUGGAUCGGCGUUGUGGUAUAGUGU